Messenger RNA from Setaria italica (foxtail millet), 688 nucleotides. Its product is annotated as pollen allergen Phl p 2. Lineage: Eukaryota; Viridiplantae; Streptophyta; Magnoliopsida; Poales; Poaceae. The record is from RefSeq and is a predicted model, not a curated record. The transcript has a single exon. Gene Ontology annotation, cellular component: extracellular region. The coding region runs from base 59 to 415 and encodes 118 amino acids.
AUCGCUCAAGAAAACAAGCGAGCCUACGAAAACUAACCAGCUUUCUCGCCACGCCAAAAUGGCCUCCUCGUCCUCCUUCCUGCUCGCCGCCGCGGCGCUGGUGGCACUGUUUGCCGUCGGCUCGUGCGGCGCAGCGCUCACCUUCAAGACCGGCCCGGGCUGCAGCGCCACCCGCCUGGUCCUCAUCCCUAGCGUCGCCAUCUCGGAGGUGGAGGUCAAGGAGAAAGGCGCCAACGACUUCUCGGAGCUCAAGGAGUCGCCGGCCGGCACCUGGACGCUCGACAGCACUGCACCGCUCAAGGGCCCCUUCUCCAUCCGCUUCGCUGCCAAGUCCGGCGGCUACCGCGUCGUCGACGAUGCCAUCCCCGAAGGCUUCAAGUCUGGCUCCGUCUACAAGACUAGCCUCCAGGUCUAAGUAACGGGGCGCGCCCAUUCUUGAGUCGCAUGGAAAUUAUUUUUUCGGAGAGAUCGAGCCCGCGUGCGAGCGAGCCCAUAAAUAAUUUUCUAUGGUUCUAUUGAGACAGCAGGCAUAGGAGAAAUACACCAUACUGCAUGCCCGCAUGCCCUUGCCACGCAUCGCUGCAGGCCUAUAUGUGCACCUGAUUUAGAAUAUAUUGUUAAUUUACAUAAGAUUCUUUUUUGAAAAGGGUAUUUGGUCCACCUUCGAGACGGUUGUAUAUUUGAUUUA